This is a messenger RNA of Linum tenue, 1631 nucleotides long. The record is from the annotation of a GenBank genome assembly. Lineage: Eukaryota; Viridiplantae; Streptophyta; Magnoliopsida; Malpighiales; Linaceae.
AUGCUCUUGAAGAAACGCAUCAACACAAUCACCAUUGCCCUGAUGCUGCUGGCCGGGUUCCUGAUCCUCUUCUUCGCCGGAUUCCUCUUACUCCCUCCUCCGGCGUUAACGGCGACCUCCCUAGCCGAUUCCGGGUUUCGGGUCGAGCCGACGAAGGCCGACCCGUUCGUCGACUUGUUCACUGCUUACAAGAAGUGGGACUCUCAGGUGGGUUGUGCCCGGUUCAGGGAAGGCCACAAAGACGCGAUCCACGCCGCCGGCGGCUCUGGGUUUAAUGGGUCGAAGGGUUCUCUGCAGCGGGUUGGGGGCGAUUCGGAGUGCGGCGAGCUGAAGAUGGAUCAUGUGAGCGUUUUGGUCAAAGGGUGGACUUGGAUCCCGGAUAAUCUGGAUAAUUUGUAUUCUUGUCGAUGUGGGUUGAGCUGUUUGUGGAGUAAAUCGGCUGUGCUUGCUGACAAGCCUGAUGCUUUGUUGUUUGAGACCACGACGCCUCCAUUUCAGAGACGCAAUGGAGAUCCGCUACGUGUCUAUAUGGACCUAGAGCCUGGCAGAAGACGCUCUGGUGUGGAAGAUCUAUUUAUCAGUUAUCAUGCUGAAGAUGAUGUUCAGUCAACUUAUGCUGGUGCCCUGUUUCAUAAUGGUCGAAAUUAUCAUGUAUCUCCGAUGAAGAACAAUGAUACACUUGUAUAUUGGUCUUCCUCGCGCUGUCUUGCUCAAAGAAACAAGCUCGCAAAGUCUCUCCUCAGCUUGCUGCCUCACCAUUCCUUUGGCAAGUGCUUGAACAAUGUCGGUGGACCUGACAUGGCCCUUUCGUUAUACCCAGAGUGCGCCAGCGAUACCAGUGAGAAACCUAGAUGGUGGGACCAUCUACAUUGUGCCAUGUCUCACUACAAAUUUGUGCUGGCUAUAGAGAACACGGCCACUGAGAGUUACGUGACGGAGAAGUUGUUCUACGCUCUAGAUUCUGGAGCGGUCCCAAUCUAUUUUGGGGCGCCAAAUGUGUGGGACUUCGUUCCUCCUCACUCAAUCAUAGACGGGAGCAAAUUUAGAUCCAUGAACGAACUCGCUUCAUACGUUAAGGCUCUAGCUAAUGAUGCAGUGGCAUAUGCUGAAUACCAUGCAUGGAGGAGAUGUGGCGUUCUAGGCAACUAUGGGGAAACACGUUCGUUAAGUCUCGACACCCUGCCUUGCAGGUUGUGUGAAGAAGUCAGCAGAAGAGGGGGUCGAAAUGCAAAAUCCUAGCGUAAUUUGAUACACUUGUGUAGGCAAUCAUGGAAUGGCUGUUCCCCGGCAUACGAUCUUAGAAAUGACGAAGUUAAUGAGUGACAAUUGAGUACAAGCCUAGAAGAUCUGCUCUUUCUUCUUCUUUUUUGCAGUCAUAACUGAUUGUUCUUCAAUAUUCUCUGCUGGUUUACAAUGAUGAUACUUGAAAGCUAGUGAAUUUGUGAUUGUAGUUUCCGAAGUAGGUUUCAUAUACAGAAAAGGGAUGUGGAGUGAAAGUUGUACUCGUUGAACCAGAAAGAUUUAUUGGAUAGAAAUUGAUGUAUACAGAAGAACAGUCAUGUCGGAUUAUAGGGUACAUUUCUGUUCAUUUUUACCCUGUUACAAUAAGUUUGGCGAAAUAGGCUACUAAU